GUAGGAAUUGCAGCUCCAGCGGUUGCAAGGCCCAAGAAGCACAUCCUGGGAAGGAAAAUGCAUUGGGGAACCCUGUGUGGAUUCUUGUGGCUUUGGCCCUAUCUUUUCUACGUCCAAGCUGUGCCCAUCCAAAAAGUCCAAGAUGACACCAAAACCCUCAUCAAGACAAUUGUCACCAGGAUCAAUGACAUUUCACACAUGCAGUCAGUCUCCUCCAAACAGAAGGUCACCGGUUUGGACUUCAUUCCUGGGCUCCACCCCGUCCUGACAUUAUCCAAGAUGGACCAGAUACUGGCAGUCUACCAACAGAUCCUCACCAGUCUGCCUUCCAGAAACGUGAUCCAAAUAUCCAAUGACCUGGAGAACCUCCGGGACCUUCUUCACGUGCUGGCCUUCUCUAAGAGCUGCCACUUGCCCUGGGCCAGUGGCCUGGAGACCUUGGCCAGCCUGGGGGGUGUCCUGGAAGCUUCAGGCUACUCCAUGGAGGUGGUGGCCCUGAGCAGGCUGCAGGGGUCUCUGCAGGACAUACUGUGGCAGCUGGACCUCAGCCCUGGGUGCUGAGCCCUUGAAGGUCACUCUUCCUGCAAGGACUACGUUAAGGGAAGGAACUCUGGCUUCCAGGUAUCUCCAGGAUUGAAGAGCAUUGCAUGGACACCCCUUAUCCAGGACUCUGUCAAUUUCCCUAACUCCUCUAAGCCACCCUUCCAAAGGCAUAAGACCCUAAGCUUCCUUUUGCUUGAAACCAAAGAUAUAUACACAGGAUCCUAUUCUCAGCAGGAAGGGGGUCCACCCAGCAAAGAGUGGGCUGCAUCUGGGAUUCCCACCAAGGUCUUCGGCCAUCAACAAGAGUUGUCUUGUCCCCUCUUGGCCCAUCUCCCCCUCACUGAAUGCUUCAAUGUGACCAGGGGUGAUUUCAGAGAGGGCAGAGGGGUGGGCAGAGCCUUUGGAUGACCAGAACAAGGUUCCCUCUGAGAAUUCCAAGGAGUUCCAUGAAGAUCACAUCCACACACAGCAGGAACUCCCAGCAACACAAGCUGGAAGCACAUGUUUAUUUAUUCUGUAUUUUAUUCUGGAUGGAUUUGAAGCAAAGCAUCAGCUUCUCCAGGUUCUUUGGGGUCAGCCAGGGCCAGGGGUCCCCCUGGAGUGCAGUUUCCAAUCCCAUAGAUGGGUCUGGCUGAGGUGAACCUAUUCUGAGUGACUCAAGGCUUGGGUUCGUCUGAGCAAGGGCUGGCAAAGGUGGCUGUCCAGUUAGUUCUCUCGUAACUGGUUUCAUUUCUACUGUGACUGAUGUUAAAUCGCAGUGGUUGCAAUGUUAUUGCCCUGAGUGGAUCUCCAAGGACCAGGUUAUUUUAAAAAGAUUUGUUUUGUCAAGUGUCAUAUGUAGGUGUCUGCACCCAGGGGUGGGGAAUGUUUAGGCAGAAGGGAGAAGGAUCUAGAAUGUGUUUUCUGAAUAACAUUUGUGUGGUGGGUUCUUUGGAAGGAGUAAGAUCAUUUUCUCAUCUUCUGCAAUUGCUUAGGAUGUUUUUCAUGAAAAUAGUUCUUUCAGGGGGGUUGUGAGGCCUGGCCAGGCACCCCUGGAGAGAAGUUUCUGGCCCUAGCUGACCCCAAAGAGCCUGGAGAAGCUGAUGCUUUGCAUCAAAUCUAUCCAGAAUAAAAUGCAAAGGGCUGAAAGCCAUUUGUUGGGGCAGUGGUAAGCUCUGGCUUUCUCCGACCACUAGGGAGUGGUCUUUCCUGUCAUGGAGUGACGGUCCCACACUGGAGACUGCGAUCUUCAGAGCAGGGGUCCUUGGUGUGACCCUCUGAAUGGUCCAGGGUUGAUCCCACUCUGGGUUUAUUACAUGACAGUGUUCCUAUUUGGGGCUUGCAUGCCAAAUUGUAGUUCUUGUCUGAUUGGCUCACCCAAGCAAGGCCAAAAUUACCAAAAAUCGUGGGGGGUUUUACUCCAGUGGUAAAGAAAACUCCUUUAGCAGGUGGUCCUGAGACCUGACAAGCACUGCUAGGUGAGUGCCAGGACCCCCCAGGCCAGGCCACCAGGAUGGCCCUUCCCACUGGGGGUCACAUUCAGGAAGAUGAACGAGGAGGUUUGGGGUUUGCCGCCAUCCUACUGCUGUGUUUUUGCCAUCACACAGUGGGUGGUGGAUCUGUCCAAGGAAACUUGAAUCAAAGCAGUUAACUUUAAGACUGGGCACCUGCUUCAUGCUCAGCCCUGACUGGUGCUAUAGGCUGGGAACCUCACCCAACAAACAUUAAGAUUGAGGCCUGCCCUCAGGGAUCUUGCAUUCCCAGUGGUCAAACCGCACUCACCCAUGUGCCAAGGUGGGGGAUUUACCACAGCAGCUGAACAGCCAAAUGCAUGGUGCAGUUGACAGCAGGUGGGAAAUGGUAUGAGCUGAGGGGGGCCGUGCCCGGGGGCCCACAUGGAACCCUGCUUGCACUUUGUAACAUGUUUACUUUUCAGGACAUCUUAGCAUCUAUUAUAGCCACAUCCCUUUGAAACAAGAUAACUGAGAAUUUAAAAAUAAGAAAGUACCUAAGACCAUAACAGCCAACAGAUGGCAGGACCAGGACUUUAGCCCAGGUCCUCUGAUCCCCAGAGCAUUACGUGAGCCAGGUAAUGAGGGACUGGAACCAGGGAGACCGAGUGCUUUCUGGAAAAGAGGAGUUUCGAGGUAGAGUUUGAAGGAGGUGAGGGAUGCGAAUUGCCUGCAGAGAGAAGGCUGUUUUGUUGGCAGGUUUGGUGUGUGGAGAUGCAGAGGUGAAGGUGUGAGCAGUGAGUUACAGCGAGAGGAAGAGAAAGAAGAGACGGGAGGGAAAGGGCCAUGUUGAGACCUUGAAGGGUAAAGAAGUUUGAUAUUAAAGGAGUUAAAAGUAGCAAGUUCUAGAGAAGAGGCUGGUGCUGUGGCCAGGGUGAGAGCUGCUCUGGAAAACGUGGCCCAGAUCAUCACAACCACCUAAUCAGGCUGAGGCGUCUUAAGCCUUUUGCUCACAAAACCUGGCACAAUGGCUAAUUCCCAGAGUGUGAAACUUCCUAAGUAUAAAUGGUUGUCUGUUUUUGUAACUUAAAAAAGAAAAAGUUUGGCCGGGCGCAGUGGCUCACGCCUGUAAUCCCAGCACUUUGGGAGGCCAAGGUAGGGGGAUCACAAGGUCACUAGAUGGCGAGCAUCCUGGCCGACAUGGUGAAACCCCGUCUCUACUAAAAAUACAAAAAUUAGCUGAGCGUGGUGGCGGGCACCUGUAGUCCCAGCCACUCGGGAAGCUGAGACAGGAGAAUCGCUUAAACCCGGGAGGCAGAGAUUACAGUGAGCCGAGAUCACACCACUGCACUCCAGCAUGGUGACAGAGCGAGAUUCCGUCUUAAAAAAAAAAAAAAAAAAGUUUGUUUUUAAAAAUAUCUAAAUAAAAUAACUUUGCCCCCUGC
This is a messenger RNA of Symphalangus syndactylus (siamang), 3418 nucleotides long. It is a transcript of the gene LEP, whose product is annotated as leptin. Gene Ontology annotation, biological process: positive regulation of p38MAPK cascade; lipid metabolic process; response to insulin. The record is from RefSeq and is a predicted model, not a curated record. Gene Ontology annotation, molecular function: hormone activity; peptide hormone receptor binding. NCBI's taxonomy places the organism in Eukaryota, Metazoa, Chordata, Mammalia, Primates, Hylobatidae. Gene Ontology annotation, cellular component: extracellular region.